AUGUCUCUUUCUGCUGCCUUCAAAAAAUUUACAAACUAGCGUUCUACUAUGGAUAGCAAAACUUUUGUUAAUACUUUAGCUGAUAGUGGAAUAUUUAAUUUUAAGAUUACAACUCACUAAUCUGAGCAGAUUUUUGAAAAAGUGAAAAAUAGUCCUAAUUUGAGAGGAAUUAAUUAUUAAUAGUUCGAAACCUGUCUCUCUUUAGUAGCUUCACAAACGGGUUGCACAAGAUAAUAAAUAGAAGGAUUAGUUUUAGAAUAUAGUAAAAAAUUUACAACUAAAUAAGCAGAUCCUUCAAGAUUCUUUUAUGACAAGAGUACUUAUACAGGUGUACACACCAAAGGAGGUCCAAGUACUUUAGAUAAUAAUGGAUAUUCUUAAUUAUCAUAAUUGUGUGAUAGAUCGAGUGCUAAUGUUAGAGGAAUCAAAAACUGA
Molecule: messenger RNA, 435 nt
Organism: Tetrahymena thermophila SB210
Lineage: Eukaryota; Ciliophora; Oligohymenophorea; Hymenostomatida; Tetrahymenidae
Exons: 1
Biological process (GO): microtubule polymerization; positive regulation of protein polymerization; microtubule bundle formation
Cellular component (GO): microtubule
Molecular function (GO): tubulin binding
Source: RefSeq, a predicted model, not a curated record